Molecule: messenger RNA, 1728 nt
Organism: Corylus avellana
Lineage: Eukaryota; Viridiplantae; Streptophyta; Magnoliopsida; Fagales; Betulaceae
Source: RefSeq, a predicted model, not a curated record
AUGACUUUUCUUGAGAGUAACCCAGACUGUGUUCGAGUUCCCAUAACGAAAGAGAAAGCGACUGCACUUCACGUUGCGGUGAUUGCAAAACACACCACUUUUGUAGAAGAAUUGUUGAAAUUGAUGACUCCGAUGGACUUGGAAUUAAGAGCCAUUAAUGGAUUUACGGCCCUUCACUCAGCUGCUCAAUCAAGAAUCGUUGAAAUUGAUAAGCAGCUGGUGGAAAUCAACGAUAAACCGCUAUUGAUCCCUGAUUACAGUGGAGACAUACCAUUGAACGUUGCAGCAUAUGUAGGACAUACAAACAUGGUCUCGUAUCUAUUCUCUCUGACUCCUCUUGAACAGUUGACUGCUGAUAAACACAUUAAGCUCCUUGAGUGUACUAGUUACAAUGAUAUGUAUGAUGCAGCAUUGAAAAUUUUGGAAAUGUAUCCAGCCAUAGCAAGUGCCGACAUUGAAUUUGGGUGGAGAGCUUUGGAAAUGUUAGCCAGCAAACCUUUGGCAAUUGGCAGCGAAAGGUUCAAAGGGAUUUGUAUCAAAGCUUUGAUGAAGACAGUAGCCCAUCAAUUAGUUGAAGUCCUUUGGAAAAAUGUUGCAAUUCUAGACAAACAGUCCUCAUCAUACUUGGUUCACUCUCAUAUUACUUUACUUUUUGAAGCUACAAAAGUUGGAAAUCUUGAAUUUCUAAAUAUAAUUACAUGCUCUUAUCUUGACCUUUUAUGGCAAUUGGACGAAGAUAACAUGAGUUUAUUUCACAUUGCUAUUAAAUAUCGACAAGAAAGUGUGGUCAAUCUAAUAUAUGAGACAGAUACUAUCACAUACAGCCUUACAUCCCUUAUUACUUUGAAAAACAGGGACAACAUACUGUACUUAGCUGAAAAUUUGGCUCCUCUUGAUCGAGUCAAUAUUGUAUUAGGAGGCUUUAGAAUGCAACGAGAAUUGUUGUGGUUUAAGGAAAUAGAAACGAUUGUCCCGCCGUCAUACAUGAACAUGAAGAAUAAAGAUGGCUUAACACCUAAGGAGUUAUUUAAAAAGAAACAUAAAGAUUUGCAAAUAGAAGCUGAAAUGUGGAUGGAGAGCACAUCAAACAAUUUCAUGGUUGUGGCAAGAUUAAUUGUCGCUGUCGUUUUUGCUGCAGUCUUCUCUGUGCCAGGCAGCAACAAUCAAGAACAAGGCACUCCUAUUCUUUUGAGAAAUACUUGGUUUAAGGUAUUCUUCAUAUCAGAUGCAAUUGCACUAUUCUCCUCUUCGGCUUCAAUACUACUGUUCUUGUCAAUGUUCGUGUCACGUUACAGAGAAGAGGAUUUCUUAGUGUUAGUUCCUUCAAAGUUGUUGCUUGCACUAGCCACACUAUUCAUAUCCAUUAUGGGCAUGAUGGUAGCCUUUAGCGCAGCAUGUAUUUUGAUGUAUAGUCGUGGAACGUCAUGGGCUCCAGUUGUUUUAAGCGCUUUGGCAGUUAUCCCAAUUACUUCAUUUUCUCUGGUAAAUUGUAAAGAGCUAUUUGUUGAUUUAAUGGUCUCAUCAUACAAGUCCAGAUUUCUUUUCCUCCAGCCAUCUAAACGUAGUAGACUUUUCUCGCAGAAGAUGCCAAAUCGAGAAUGGAUUAAUAGAAAAUAUGAAAUUCAAGCCAAACGAAAUGAAAGGGAAAAUGUCGGAGGUUCCAGGAAUGUUGAAGAAAGAAGCCAAAGGAAAGAAAUUGAGUUAACUCCGUCAACGCCUUUUGGUUGA